CUAAUGCAUUUUCAUCUUCAGCAGUAUCAAUUGGUUAAGUAGGUCUUAGUUUGGCUUAGCAACACAGCAAAACAGCACCAUGUCGGAAGAGGAAUCGUCUGAAUCAGAGGUUUCGACCAGUGAGGAUGAAAGUGAACAAGAAGACGAGAUUGAGGUACCGCCAGUAAAACAAGAACCUGUUGUAAAAGAACAACCGAAACCAGCAGUAGAAUCUCAUAAUGUUGAAGAAAAGAGCGGAGUUCGCAAAAUGACCCACCAGCGCAAGAUGAUGCUCAAGUCGCUCAUGCUUAACAAAGCACGAGAAGAUUUGAAGCGAGAAAUGGAACAAAAGGCGGAGGCGAAAAAAGCUGAGCUGAGUCAACGACUUGAGCCCCUUAGCGGCUUAAAUUCCAUGUCAUCACAAGAACUCAUGGAUCUCUGCCGAGAACUCCAUGGUAAAAUCGACAAAGUUGAUGAACAGCGAUUUGACAUUGAGGCAAGAGUAAAGAAGAAUGAUACUGAGAUUGAAGAGUUGAACCAGAAAAUCUUUGAUCUUCGUGGCAAAUUCAAGCGACCACCACUGAGACGUGUAAGGAUGUCAGCUGACCAGAUGUUGCGAGCUCUGCUUGGUUCGAAACACAAAGUGUCCAUGGAUUUACGAUCCAACCUCAAAUCCGUCAAGAAGGGAGGAGAGAAGAAGGAAGACGCCGAGGUUAAAGAUUGGAGAGACAACAUUGAAGCCAAGCAAGGAAUGGGCGGAAAAAAGGCCGUUUUUGAGGGAGCUCAAUAAACCUGUUAUUAAUUUAUCCACAAAAAAGAAUUUCACAGAGUAUUGCUAUAAUGUUAUACGAAUAAUUUUUGCAACAUUCGAAAUAAAAUAACGAACAAUUAACCACAUUUUGUGAUUUAUGUUUGUUGCCUGGUUUUACGUAUUUUUCCGUGGGCAUGUUGCUUAGAAUACACACAAAUAAAUCAAUUGUUGAAACUUU
Molecule: messenger RNA, 968 nt
Organism: Ciona intestinalis (vase tunicate)
Lineage: Eukaryota; Metazoa; Chordata; Ascidiacea; Phlebobranchia; Cionidae
Source: RefSeq, a predicted model, not a curated record